AUGAACGAUACCCAAGCACCACCACAGCCUAAGAAGCCUGUUAAGAAAAACAAAUUCUCUGCUGAAGAAGACCAGAAGCUCCAAGAGUUAAUUAAGAAGUAUGGUUUAUUUGACUGGGAAUCAAUUAGUGAAGAGAUGCAAACAAGAACCCCAAGACAGUGCCGUGAUCGUUGGAAUUAUUAUUUAAACCCUGAUGUGAGGACGAAUCAGUGGACAGAAGAGGAAGAGAAGCUCUUACUUAAGAAAUAUGAAAAAUAUGGACCUAAAUGGUCAAAAAUAUCUAAGUUCUUUGAUAAUAGAACUGAUGUCAAUAUCAAAAAUCAUUACAUCGUUUUAGAAAGAAGGAAAGCUAAAGCGAAUAUUCCGCGCGUACCAGAAGAUAGAAGACAGUUACCAUUUCUCACCCCAAUGGAACCAAAGCCAGAGAUUCCGGAGAUGAGAUGGCUCGAUAAUCAGUUCGGUAUAGAAUUUUAA
This is a messenger RNA of Trichomonas vaginalis G3, 474 nucleotides long. Its product is annotated as RNA polymerase II transcription regulator recruiting protein. Gene Ontology annotation, cellular component: nucleus. Bases 1 to 474 code for a protein of 157 amino acids. The transcript has a single exon. Gene Ontology annotation, biological process: regulation of DNA-templated transcription. The record is from RefSeq and is a predicted model, not a curated record. Gene Ontology annotation, molecular function: DNA-binding transcription factor activity, RNA polymerase II-specific; RNA polymerase II cis-regulatory region sequence-specific DNA binding. NCBI's taxonomy places the organism in Eukaryota, Parabasalia, Trichomonadida, Trichomonadidae.